UUUUAUUUUGUCCAUAGGGGCCAGGAGAGUGCUGGAAUUGUGACAAGUGAUGGCGAGUCAUCCCAGGCAUUCAAGGUGCACAAGGGAAUGGGUCUUAUAAAUCACGUCUUCAAUGCAGACAGCCUGAAGAAGCUGUACCCUUCAAACCUUGGUAUUGGGCACACGAGGUAUUCCACCUCAGGAAUUUCUGAGCUGCAGAAUUGCCAGCCUUUUGUUGUAGAGACUCUUCAUGGGAAGAUUGCUGUGGCACACAAUGGGGAGCUAACAAAUGCUGCACAACUAAGAAGGAAGCUUAUGCGGCACGGUGUGGGACUGUCAACCAGCUCUGACAGUGAACUGAUCACCCAGCUGCUGGCUUUCACACCUCCGCUGGAAAACGACGAUACGGCCGACUGGGUGGCAAGAAUAAAAAACUUAAUGAAGGAAACUCCAACUUCAUAUUCAUUGCUAAUUAUGCAUAAAGACAUCAUCUAUGCAGUACGUGAUCCGUAUGGGAAUCGCCCGCUCUGCAUUGGUCGCCUUAUUCCAGUAGGGGACAUGAAUGGAAAAGGAAAAGAUAACACUGAAACAGAAGGAUGGGUUGUCUCUUCUGAAUCCUGUAGCUUUUUGUCUAUUGGUGCAGAGUACUAUCGGGAGGUCCUUCCUGGAGAGAUUGUGAAAAUAUCCAGACAUGAUGUCCAGACAUUGGAUGUUGUACGAAGACCUGAAGGAGAUCCAUCAGCAUUCUGCAUCUUUGAAUACGUUUAUUUUGCAAGACCAGACAGUAUUUUUGAAGGUCAGAUGGUAUAUUCAGUCCGCAGAAGAUGUGGGCAGCAGCUUGCUAUCGAAGCACCUGUGGAAGCAGACCUGGUCAGCACUGUUCCAGAGUCUGCAACCCCAGCAGCUCUUGGCUAUGCUCAAAAGUGUGGACUACCAUAUGUUGAAGUACUCUGUAAAAAUCGAUACGUAGGGAGAACAUUUAUCCAGCCAAAUAUGAGGUUACGGCAACUUGGUGUUGCAAAGAAGUUUGGUGUUCUGUCUGAUAAUUUUAAAGGCAAACGAGUUGUUAUCAUUGAUGAUUCAAUUGUGAGAGGCAAUACCAUUUCACCCAUAAUAAAACUACUGAGAGAAUCAGGAGCCAAAGAGGUGCACAUCCGUGUAGCUUCACCUCCGAUAAGAUUUCCUUGUUACAUGGGAAUAAACAUUCCAACUAAAGAAGAACUCAUUGCCAACAGACCUGAAUUUCAUGAUCUGGCAAACUAUAUAGGAGCAGACAGUGUUGUCUAUCUUUCUGUGGAAGGGUUGGUAUCAUCUGUGCAAGAAAGCAUCAAAGCAAGACAAGACAACCCUAAAACCCACAAGUCAUUUAUUGGAAAGCUUGGUCAUUGCACAGCAUGUCUCACUGGAGAUUAUCCCGUUGAGCUGGAAUGGUGAACUUUUAGUGGAUGGACAUCAGUUCAUAUGUUGUUGAAUGUAACUUUCAAUGAUGCCUUCUUGCAUUUAGGUCAAACAGAAGCCUUACAGCAGCUAACUAAUUACUGUUACUCGAACACAUCUUUAAGUAAAGACUUACAGAAAGUCUGAUGUGCUGAUGAAAACAAUGUAAGCAGAUUAAAAUACAAAAUCAUGUAGUUUUGAUGCACA
Messenger RNA from Parus major (Great Tit), 1623 nucleotides. It is a transcript of the gene PPAT, whose product is annotated as phosphoribosyl pyrophosphate amidotransferase. The transcript has 10 exons. Gene Ontology annotation, molecular function: amidophosphoribosyltransferase activity. NCBI's taxonomy places the organism in Eukaryota, Metazoa, Chordata, Aves, Passeriformes, Paridae. Gene Ontology annotation, biological process: purine nucleotide biosynthetic process; purine nucleobase biosynthetic process. The annotation marks the transcript as partial. The record is from RefSeq and is a predicted model, not a curated record.